This is a messenger RNA of Oldenlandia corymbosa var. corymbosa, 925 nucleotides long. The record is from the annotation of a GenBank genome assembly. NCBI's taxonomy places the organism in Eukaryota, Viridiplantae, Streptophyta, Magnoliopsida, Gentianales, Rubiaceae.
AAUGGCUCCAAGAAAAGCCCCAAAGCGAUCAAAUAUGGAGGUAAGCAAGGCAGAGAAGAAGCCUGCUGAAUUUUUCAAAGUAUUCAAUCCUGAGACAAGCAGUGAUAAACUUAUGCUUCCUGUGGCUUGGACAAACGAGAUGGAAGGGAAGUUGCCAAAGAAAGCAUUUUUAAGGGAUCGGUACGGAAACAUAUGGCAAGUGGAACUUAGUACUGAUCAGGAUAAAACUUAUUUCCAUCAGGGGUGGCCGGCAUUCAUUAAACAGAAUGACUUGGAAAAGGGAGACUUUAUCAUUUUUAUGUUUGAUGGAAUUUUGGUUUUUGAUGUGAGACUACUUGGUAUUGAUUCAUGUGACAAAAGAGGAGUUGGAGGUCUUAAAUAUAAAUUAGAGGAAGUGGAUGAACAAGAAGUACCGGUAGAUGAUAACAAGGGUGCAAGUAAUAAUGUUGAUGGAAAAGCAAACGAAACUGAUCCGGCUUUCAAUGCUCGCAAUGGUUCAGAAGAUGUCAGAGGUGGGAACAGUGCAAAGAAAUCACAUCAUUCUUGGAAGACAAACAGACUAGUCGAUCCCUUUGGCUAUGAACUUUUCAAAUUCCGAAAAGUUGCUCGACCUCGGGAUCCACAUUUCGUUGCGGUAAUAAAAAGCAGGAGGACAUAUAGAAUGAUUGUGCCACAGGAAAUCAUCAAUGCCUACCGUCUUGAACUUCCAACAGAGACCAUCUUACGUGACCCUCGAGGAAGGGAGUGGAAUACAAAUCUUAGCAUAUGGAUAGAUGGUCGUCAAUGUUACCGCACUGGAUGGAGGGAACUUUGCCUAGCAAAUCUUAUUGAACCGUACGAACCAUUCAUUUGUGAAUUUGUGAAGUGUGAAGAAAGAGGUCUAUACAUACAAGUGCACAUGAUUCCGGAUCAUGCAAAGGAAUAG